This is a messenger RNA of Grus americana (Whooping crane), 6198 nucleotides long. RefSeq names its product Rho guanine nucleotide exchange factor 38 (gene ARHGEF38). Gene Ontology annotation, molecular function: protein binding; guanyl-nucleotide exchange factor activity. Gene Ontology annotation, cellular component: cytoplasm. Lineage: Eukaryota; Metazoa; Chordata; Aves; Gruiformes; Gruidae. The transcript is spliced from 14 exons. The record is from RefSeq and is a predicted model, not a curated record. The coding region runs from base 155 to 2500 and encodes 781 amino acids.
CACAGGUGGCAGGGCUGAGCCCGGGCCCCUGGGGAGCCCUGCUCCAAAACCAAGUCCAAAGCAGCCAGGCUUCACCCGGACAGCGAGUUCACCUCCCUAAAAAUUAAGCUGUUGCAUCCCACACGGCCACUGCCACCACAAGGCAAGGCUGGCCAUGGCGAGCACGGACUGUCCAGGCAAGGAAGGCGUGGGAGGCAGGAGGAGGAAUUUGGCCCUGCUGAGGAACAAGCUGUACAUGGGGGAGAGGAGGAAGACGGAGCCUGUGGUGGAGAGCACCGGCGGGGACCAUGGCACUUUGAGGAGGAGUCAGUCUGACAGGACAGAGUACAGCCAGAAAUUGCAAGAAAAAAUGGCCCCACAGGUGGGGUCCUCAACCCCUGCCACUUCGCUGCGGGAGGAUGAAGAACAAGUUAGCAGACGCAUGAUGGCCAAGAGGGUGAAAAUCAUUGCGGAACUCAUGCAGACGGAGAAAGACUAUAUCAGUGACCUGGAUCUCUGCAUCAAGGAAGUGAUUCAGCCCCUGAGAAACAAGCAGAUUGCUCGCUUUGACGUGGAUGGCUUGUUUAGCAACAUUGAAUUGGUCCAUCAAGUAUCAGCCAAACUACUGUCAUUGUUGGAAGAAGCCACGACAGAUGUGGAACCACCCAUGCAAAUAAUCGGGGAAGUGUUCUUGCAGAUUAAAGGCCCACUAGAAGACACAUAUAAAAUCUACUGCUAUCGCCACGAUGAUGCACACACCAUGCUGGAAUCCUAUGAAAAGGAUGAAGAACUGAAGCAGCAUUUAAGACACUGUGUACAGUCCUUAAAAAAGAUAUAUGAGGAAGAAGGAAAGCCAAAUCUAAUGGACAUGGGAUCCCUGAUGAUCAAACCAGUGCAACGGGUGAUGAAAUAUCCCUUGUUACUCUGUGAACUCUUGAAUUCAACUCCUGCUUGCCACCCUGACCACAAGGCGCUACAAGACGCCCUUUUGGCUAUGAAAAACAUUAAUAUGAACAUCAAUGAACUUAAAAGGAGGAAAGAUUUAGUGCUGAAGUAUAAGAGGAAUGAUGAUGAUGAAACCCUUAAAGAAAAGUUUUCCCGACUGAAUAUCCACUCCAUUAGCAAGAAAUCCAAGAGGGUCACCAGCCAUCUGAAAAUGCUGACGGGGGGAGAACCUCAGGUGAAAGAUCAAACUUUUAAUAAGGAAGAAAAGUUGUUUCGGAGUUUAGAGAAGACUGUGAAAUUGUGCGUGAAGAAUGUUUCACUCUCGUCGCAACAUCUACAGGAUUCUAUACAUCUGGCUGCACAAAAUAUAAUUGGGCUUCAGGAAAUCUUGCAAGACAAAGACAAUGAAGUCAACGAGCGUUUGAAAGAACGGAACAACACUGCAAAUCUCUGUGAAGACCUUGUAAGUAUGGCUCAGCUGGACAAGCUUGUUUUGACUCCUCUCUCAGCACUACAAGCCUUGUUUUCAGGCCCACAGAAGCUCAUCCAGAAGCGCUAUGACAAGUUGUUGGACUACAACAGCUACCUUCAGAGGUCAACAGGAGAAGAGCUGGACCUGGCAAAGAAAGACUAUGAGGCCCUAAAUGCACAGUUAGUGGAAGAACUUCAGGUAUUCAACAGAGCAGCCAAAAAGAUUGUGCUGAACUGCCUGCAUUGUUUCAUCACCCUCUUUAGGAAUAUUAUGUCUGCAGCACUUGAAUCAAAUUCUGCUGUGGUGGUGCCUGUUCCGCUGUCUUCCUCAAGCAUCUGUGAAGUGCAGAAUCAGUUGAUGGAGGAGGUUCACAAGCUGAACUUUGUAAAAGAAAACAGCAGUACAACCUUUAUUGAGAGAAAAUUGAGCUUGGAAAAAAAGAAACCUGUCCCUUCUCCACUCAAAUCCCCACGUCAAACAGAAGGCCACAGGUCUGAGCUGUUGUCUACGUACAGCACAGAAGUGCUAUACCAAGCUAAGCGCAAGUGCAAUGCCACGCAGGAAUUCGAUAUCGAUUUACAUGAAGGAGAACUGGUGGCUGUUGUGGAGCAAAAGGACCCCUUCGGAAGCACAAGCAGAUGGCUUGUUGACGCAGGAAUCCUUAAAGGGUAUGUGUAUUCCUCCUUCCUGAGGCCUUACAAUCCAGCCAAAGCACAGAAGGACAUAGCAGAAAACAGCUUCGGUGACGACGAUUUUGAUAAUAUCAGCCUCUUUGUCUCUUCACGGCCCUCCACUGACAGCAGGACAAGAAGUCCAGGCCACAAGAAGAGUGACAGCAGUUCAUCUCUUCACUUCUGCAAAAAUGCCACAAUUAGCAGCACAGGGACUGAUGCUUUUCAGGAUAUGGAUGAUCAGCAUACCUUCUAUGCUGUUUACGCAUUUCAAGCAAGAAAUGAUCAGGAACUCAGUCUUCAGGAGUACCAGAAGGUUAGGAUACUUCAGUUUUCUGACCUGAGUGGCAAUAAAGAAUGGUGGCUAGCAGAAGCAAAAGGUCAGAAAGGAUAUGUACCAUCUAAUUAUCUUGGGAAGAUGACAUAUGCUUAGGAAGAGAAAAGCCCAUUGAGCCAGUUUCUCUGAAGUGGACAGAAUAAUCAUCUAUUAUGGUUUGCAGCAAGCAAGACAAACUCAGAACUGAUUGACAGAAGCCAUGGUAUCUGGUACAGCACACAGAUGAUAUUGAGAACCUCCAUCCUCCAAAAGCCAUCACCUUGUCAAGACCUGAGGGAGGAAACAUUUAAAAGGAAGACUGAUUCUGAUUAACAUCCCGAAGAGCUUGCUUUUCCAUUACCCCAUAAUUUUCUCUUUUGCGAAAGUGUCCUAUGUCAAAAGUCAACCUAUAAGAACAAAUCACAGCUAAAAUUGUCUUCUUCUUCCAUGAUAUUUAGCAAAUAAUAUUAAUGAUUAAGAGAAUUAGCCUUGAAAAAGGACAAAUUCAGUCUUCAGGGAUGCUGUAGUUCAGGGCGAAUUGUUCCUGAAUUGCUAUCUCAGUGAACGUAGACACCUCUUAAAACUCGAGCUUUUUUGUUGUCUACUUUUAUCCUCAGCCACUUUUGUAAUGAACCUUUUUCUCAGUGGAGAUUAUUGGAGGGGGAAAAGAAAAAGGGUUUCAAUUUUUGUAGCAAACAUUUCAGCUGUGGUGGUACCAGUGGCUGGUCCCAGGGAAGAAGGUAUAUUUAGUUAAAAAUGGAAAUGGAGGGAGGUAAAGAAGGGGCACAAGAAACAUGUACUGUGAAAUAAAAGUUUCAAAAGAAUUACACAACUACUUCAUAUGGUAGGGAACAGUUUGUAGCAAUAUGAAAGCUCAGCAGGUUUGAAAUUCCACAUACAUCUCCCUACUAACUGCUUUAUAGUGCAAGAUCUGUGUGGUGAAAUGAAACCUGUGUUAAUAGACUUGGGAAAUUUAUUAAGAUUUAAAAAAAAAAGAAAAAAGUCAAGCAAUGCCUUUCAAUGAAUACUUAUAUUUACUAUUUAUCUGAUUCCUUUGGUCAGAUACAGGGAUCAUAAUGUCUAGUGAAUAAGCUAGGACUAAAGAGGCAUCAAAAUUUCUCUUCAAGAAAAAAAAAAUCAAAGUGUCUGAUGUUAGAUUGAACAGUGAAGAAUGUAUCAAUGAGCUGAUUCACUGUUUGCAGAAUUCAGAGUCAAAAGCCCUGCAUUUUGCUAAAGUAUCUUCAAAACAGUGGAGACUAUUUUAACAAGUUAAUAUAGUUCACAUUGCAUCCUCAGCGAGCACAGAAAACAAAAUCCCAAGGAAGGAUUUGAACAUCAAAUAGUACUUCUUUAGGUUCACUGACUACAGUGAUCUUUAGGUCAGGCUGCUGCCCUAUACUUGAACUAGACUAAAUAGCAAUAUAACAAUGUCUCAUUGCUAUUACCAUUGAUAACUGAGUGUUUCAUCACAAUUUAUUUCAAUACAAUGAAAUUGUAUUUAAAUGAGGACCUGCUUGUGCUAAGCAUUGCAAAAAGGAAACAAAAAAAGUGACUGUGCCUGCAGCAGAUAGUGUAAUUGAAGGUAAACUCCUGUCAGGUAUUUUUAGUGACUGACCAUUAAAAUGACACCACUCUUAAAAUUAAGAGGGGUGUGUGUUGCUGAUCAAAGGCAUACAGAAAUUGUUCUAAGCUUUUGUGUAAGUUUCUGCUUCCUAUAGUUGAAGUGUGGGGUAUGAAGAUGAAACAAUUCAAAACCCUUACUGAGAUGUAAUAGAAAAUCACCUGUCAGCAAAGAAAGGAUGAGGCAGUUAGGGCAGUCGAUGCCAACAUUAGGUUUUCCUACACUAAUGAACCUAGUUUCAUUUUCUUUAGUGUCCCAAAUUUUCAUAUUAUUUUCCUAAAAGGUAAAGAAAGUUCUCAAUCUUGCUCAGAAGAUAAAUGCAGUGGAUCACAGAGAUGAGAACCUGAAAUUUGUGCUGGAUUAAAUCAUAUGAUAGAGAAACUGUUUGAGUUCUCUGAGAUGGAGAUCCAGAAACUGGUAUGUGAAACUCUGAACUACUGCAAUCCAAUGAGCAGGAACGCAUUAUUUUGCCUAAUUGUACAUCACCUCAUGCACUUAAAUCUUGCUGUUUCUAUAGCAAGCAAAAAAGGUUCUCAUUCAAUUUAUUAAUGGAUGUAGCUGUUUUUGCUGAAAACUUUGCCUUUAGUUAAAUGAAGAAAAUAAAGCUUUGGAGAGGGAGUAUCAGCUUGGAAGAAUGGACUGAAAGACUCUCCCCUACUAAGCCUGCACUGCUUUGGCUUUUAUAUUUUUAAUAUUACGGGGAAGAUGCACGCGAGAAGCUUUUCAGUAUGUUUUACAAUUUAGAGUAUUUUAUUUGGAGAUGAUCUAUACUUUGCAAUAGUUGAAACAGCUUUAGAAAUGACUGAAUUGUACUUAAUAGGCUUAAUGCAGUCACGUAAGCACAAUGCUGAAGUUUUGAAUUUCAGACAGUGAAAUUAAUUAAGGGCAAGAGUCCAGAAAAAAAGAUUUCUGAAGUCUUAGCUCUGAGAACUCAGCUUGAGUCAUAGGGAGAGCUCUGAUUUUGAGUGUUAGGUACAUUCCCCAUGAAAAAUCAGGCUCUGUGAAGAUGUCUCAAAGUGUACUCAAAUACUGCUCUCCAAAAUAUUCACUAGGUAUCCUGAAGUAACAAGGAAUGAAGGAUGAAAUAUACUGGAGCUGGCCACCUAAAUUUCAUUGAACUUCUGGGGGACUUGGGAACUCCUAGUAGGCCAUUUGAAACCCCAGUGUAUGGUUAGGACCCAUAAUAAUUUUUAUAUUGUGGGAUAAUUUCUACAACUUUAUUACAGUCUCGUAACUUAGGAUCCAGAAAAAGUACUUUAUGAGGUACCCAGGUGGAUUGGUUUACUUCAUUUCAGAAAUUCAAAGUUUUAGCUGUUAGCAUUUGGUAUUACAGAUACAUUGCAAGUUUUUUUUUUUUUAAUUUAAAACAGAUGAAUGCAAACUAUAAUUGCAAAAGAUUAAGAGAUACUUUUUGAAUCUAAAGCCUUCCUACACUAAGGAGAUUUAGAACAAUUCAUAUUAGACUUGCUCGGACAUAGUUUUGUUAAUGUAGUGCAUUAAAUACUAGAAACUGAGCUAUGUUAGGGCUCCAGAAAUUCCUAAGAAGAUGCAAUGUUUUUUCAGCUGUUUCUUUAAUGUAGAGAAGGUUAUGGUAUUCUAAGAGUUUUCUUAUUCUGAUUAAUGACAAAACUAAUUUAUUUUGAUUGAAGCAGGGACAGGCUGCAGUUUAACGGACCAAUCCUGCAUUUAUUCAAAUGUGCAUUUUACUUACUUGUAUAUGGUUACUGUCACAACAGUUCAAAUACUUCCAAGAUUGGAUCCACUCAAAUGGAAGUGUUUCUCCAUUCAGGGAAUAUUUUUAAGUGUUGCCAUCAAUAACCUGGAACCCAGAAAAUGUCCAAGCCAACAAACAGUGCAGAGUCUCUGGCUCUGACCUCUAGCACCUGUGUACUUCACUAUCUUCCCUCUGCUUGGAUGGUGCUUGUGAACCUUCAGUAAGGAUUCACCUUUUCAGUGCAAACACAGAUUGAAGAAUUUUUCCUCCUGACUUGUCAUCUUAGGAAGCUUCACUGAGUAAUUACCUCCUUCAAACACUAAAGUAUACUUUUGCUGUUAUUUUAAGAUAGCUUGUAAAAAUGCAGAUACGUGAAGCGGACCUAACACCUGCAGUAGAGAAUGCAGCCAUGUCAAUGUCAAUCCUUGUGCCUGUCGAUCUGUUACUGAUAAUUCCUCUUACAAUAUUGUUUGUUCAGAA